GUGCUCAUGUUGGACUGUUCUUUCUGAUGGAAUUAUGUACAACUAUGGUUACACGUUUAUUGUUUCGCCGUUGCCAAUUAGUUUCACAAGUUUUAACUCGGUUGAAUUAUAGUAAUCCUCUCGGCUCUACAAAUAUAAAAAAGAGAGCACCUGGACAUACGCUCCAACCUUUUGUGUGCAGUAAACGAGUUGUUGUAAAAGCAGGUAAUGGCGGCGAUGGAUGUAUUGCGUUUCGACAUGUUUUUUGUAAUCCACAUAGUGGUCCUAGCGGUGGGGACGGUGGAAAUGGAGCUCAUGUAAUUUUCAAAGCCAAUAAAAAUGUAUCUGAUUUAUCCAAUAUACCCACCGUUGCACAAGGUGAUAAUGGUGUAAAUGGUUCUAUUGACGAUUGUCAUGGAGCAAAUGCCAAUCAUUUAUAUCUACAGGUUCCAUUAGGUACACAAAUUUAUUCUGUUGAAUGUUCAAGUCAAAUAUCAAAUAAUAAUAAUAAUAAUAAUCAUACUAAUAAUGAUAAUCGAUCUAUUCAAUUAAUUAAAACACUAAACACAGAUGGUGAGAUAUUUUUAGCUGCACGUGGUGGUGCCGGUGGUAAAGGCAAUGCAUUUAUGACUUAUGCAACAUUAGCAACGGAUUCAUUGAAGUUACCUAGUCGUAAAAAUACUCCAUUACGUAUUGCUGAACAUGGUGGUAAAGGUCAAUUGUGUGAAUUCAUUCUAAGAAUGUCAAAACUUGCCGAUCUAGGCUUAGUAGGAUGUCCUAAUGCAGGCAAAUCUACAUUAUUACGAAGUUUAACAAGAGCCAGACCUAAAAUUGCACCAUAUCCAUUUACUACACUACGACCACAUAUUGGAAUGUUACAUUUUCCAGAAAAUUAUGAUUCAUCAAAAAAUAAUAAUGAUGAUGAUGAUGAUAAUCAUACUUUUGAUGUAUCAAAUCAAGUUCAUUCUAUAGCUAUUGCUGAUCUUCCAGGUCUUAUUGACGGUGCAGCUGAAUAUAAUAAAGGCUUAGGAAUUGAAUUUUUAAGUUUAGUCGCUGAUUGUUCCAUACUAGUUUAUGUCAUUGAUUAUGGAACAUUAUGGUGUAAUUAUGGUUUGAAUCGAUUAAAUGAAAUCGAAGAUGAACUAAUUAAUCAGUUAUCAAUGCUUUAUUAUGAAGUGACCACUUAUGAUAGAAAUCUUGGUAAUCAGGAUAAGUGUAUUGUAUUGGGAAGUAAAUUAGAUUUAAUUUUCACAAAUAAAAUAGAUUCAAGUGAAUCAAAUGUUGAUAAUACAGAGAACAAUGUUAAACUUUUGCAAACAUUGCAUCAUCUAUUGUAUAAAGCUGCUUGUUCAGUUUCUAUCAUCAGGGAUACACCAGACAGUAUUGACCAAGUAAUGCUUGUCUCAGCUAAACGGGGUGAUAAUAUCCCACAUUUGGCAUGCAAACUUCGUGACUGUGUACAGAAUUUGAGAACAGAUAAAAAAACUAACUUUUCUCCUGUAUAAUCAUAUCUUUACAAAUAUUUUUUGAUGAAUUGAUGGCUAUCUGAUAUUUCUCUAUACAAAUACUGAUGUAUGUGAAUGACUAAUGAUCUUAUUCGGAGAUAUUUCCAAAUUUUGUAUUUUAUUUACUAUUAAUAGCCAAAAUUUCACUGAAAUGCUUUCACUUUAAAUUCGGAUGGUCGUAUAUUCAAUCCAGAUAUACUAGUGCCUGAUCGAACACUCCUAAUAUACUUUAAAGCCUAC
Schistosoma turkestanicum is the source of this 1724-nucleotide messenger RNA. Lineage: Eukaryota; Metazoa; Platyhelminthes; Trematoda; Strigeidida; Schistosomatidae. The record is from the annotation of a GenBank genome assembly.